This is a messenger RNA of Sorghum bicolor (sorghum), 1111 nucleotides long. RefSeq lists its product as uncharacterized. NCBI's taxonomy places the organism in Eukaryota, Viridiplantae, Streptophyta, Magnoliopsida, Poales, Poaceae. Gene Ontology annotation, biological process: regulation of DNA-templated transcription. The transcript has a single exon. The coding region runs from base 389 to 685 and encodes 98 amino acids. The record is from RefSeq and is a predicted model, not a curated record. Gene Ontology annotation, molecular function: zinc ion binding.
UCUUAAAAAAUUUUGUGAACUAAACAAGGCCUAAGCAGGUAGGCACCAGGCACACAGUGAUAGGCAGGCUGUACCGUCGGUCUCGCUCCCGUCGCCGGCUGGUUCGAGAACCACCCACGGUUUUCUCUCACAGCUUUCUUGUAAGCUCCACGUCAGGCCCGCUUGUCGUGUUUCUCAUCUCGCAACGAUAAAUACGCCUCCCGUCCACUUCGUUGCGAGCCAAGCUCACAAGAGCAGAGCAGACAAACACGCACUGCACUUUCUUCUCCCUCCUCCUCCCCACUCUCUAAAGCAGCAAAAGCACUUGGCAAAGCUGCGCAUCCAAGCUUUGGUCCGGACUCCACCGGGAAGACACCAACAAGCCAGAUAGAGAGAGGCCAGACGAGACAUGGCGACGUCGGUGGCCUGCGCCUUCUUCUUCGACGCGGAGCCGCUGGGCGAGCCCGGGCGGCACGCGCUGGACGCCUGCGCGCUCUGCUCCAAGCCGCUCACCCGCAACAGCGACAUCUUCAUGUACAAGGGCGACACCCCGUUCUGCAGCGAGGACUGCCGCUACGAGCAGAUGCACCACGACGCGGCCUGCGCGCGGCAGGCCGCCAGCAGCAGCCGGCGGAAGCAGCAGCAGUCGCAGCGGAGCAGGGGAGCCUCUGUGGCCGCCAAGGCGGACGUGUACGUGGCCAGCUAGUUGACAGGCAAAGCACAGUGAGGCCAAGGAAGAAGAAGAAGAAGGAGGAGGUCGUGCUGGUUCAUCGAGCAGCUACAGCUGCAAGAGAUCCCGCUGGGGGAGGCGCUCCUGGCUGGCCGCCGGCGGCCGGCGCCGCGCCGCGCAACGAGUUUUGUGCCGGGAACAGAGGCAAGCGGGGGUGGAUCUGGAGACUGAAGAAGGCGAUUAUGACAGCCUCAUCUGCGGGGUUGGAAACUCAGAUCGAUGCCAUGCGUGCUCUCCCUCUCCUUGGUUCUGUUUUCCCUGAUGGGAUCUCUUGGGUUGUGUGUGCUAGAGGUUGAGGCGUGAGGGUGUGUGCGGAAGCACCAUCGGCUUGUAAAUGUACGCGCGGCAUUUCAAGAAGUUAUGAUAGCCCAUAAAUUUUGAUCGCAGAAAUCUUGUUCAUGA